AUGCAGGAAGAUAGUAACGACGAGGAUUCAUACAUGGAGAAAACGGAGGACGAUGAAAACCAGGAAAAUAGUGAUGACGAAGAUGCUGAUCGUAGUCUCCUGUACUAUAUACUGUUAUCGGAGGAUGGAAGUAUUGAUCUAAACAGCACUGACUGGUAUGAGAGACUUACAAACAUCAGAAAGGCCUUUAAAAUGAAUCACAGAUCAAGAGAGGAAGAUGUUGUUGCCAUUAAAUCAAAGAUAGGGACACGUAAUAUUGUAAGCAAGAGUGAAAAUGUUGUGAUGUGUUUAGUGGAUACUUAUGGAUUCUAUGAAAAUGGCUGGGUUUAUAAAUGCCUGACGUGCAACAACGAUUUUGACAAAUUCUUGAAGGUGACACCCACAGAAGUUUUGAGAAAAUGCGUUCCGUAUAUGACUAACAUACAGGAAGCAAUAAUAUGUAGCAGUGAGAUUUCUGAUAUUGUUCUGAAAUUUGGAUUGGACUUUGUUCGCUUUAAUCACACACGUUCGAAAUAUUCAAAAAUAUAUGAGGAUGGUUUAAAGAUAUUGAAUCUUCCUCAUCAUGUGGUUGAUAUGGUAGAGGACGAUGACGACAUUAAUGAGUUCGGGUUCAGUGAAUUCAAACAAUAUGUGGAUGAGAUCAUGAAACGUGAACAUAAAUCCUUAGAGUCAUUGAAUCUGAAUAGUCUGCUUGGCACAUACCUUAUUGGACGAGAGACAGGCAGAGAAAAAGCAUUGGAUAAUCUCGCACUUUCUCGGACAAAAUGGAGCAUUCUGGUUUCUAUUCUCAUGCCAGAGGGUUACAGUUUAUCCUUAAGCUCACAUUGGGAGGAAUUAUUAACGAAAGUUCAAAGUUUUUUCCCUUUAUUAAGGUGUGGGUCAAGAAUGUUGGACAGUGAUAUCACUGAAUUAACUGAUAUUCAUAAAGUUUUAAUCAAGAAGAACAACUCAGUCAGUUUUAUAUCAGACGAUGUUCGCCAUCAGGUGAUGAGUUACUUUAUAAAGAAUUGUCUGAUAAUUGAUGAGGACUACGAGAAUUAUAUCAAGUUCUCAUCAGUGGACUCGCUGUUGGAGUACGUACGACCGUGGUGGUAUGAUGAUGAAUUUUACAUAUGCACGAAAAAACUUUUGUUCCUACCGGAGAGUUUAGAGGAUUUAUUAAUCCAAAGACUUGGAUUAGACGUCCUACAACAUGACAUGGUAAAGUGGAAUGAUCCGACUGAAGAUAGAAUUAAAACAGUCAGAGAGGCAGUUCAAAAAAAGUUUAAACUUCCAUCUGUUGUGUUUCGCGUGAUGAAUCGGAAAAUAUUUGUGGAAUAUGUGAAGAAAGUCUCAGAAGAAAAACAAGCUUCCAUACAGUCUUUGAAUCUUAACAGUCUCCUCGGAUCGUUUUUAAUUGGAAGAAAGAAAUACAGCUCUGAGGUACCUGAAAUUCUCGCACUUUCUCAGACAAAAAAGAGCAUUCUCGUUUCUAUUCUGAUAUCAGAGAGUUACAGUUUAUCCUUAAGUACAACAUGGGAAGAAAUAUCAAAAAAACUUCAAAGUGCGUUCCCGUUAUUAAAGUGUGAUUCAAAAACAUUAGACAGUGAUAUCACUGAAUUGAAAGAUAUCUCUAAAGUAUUGAAUAAGGAAAACAACUCAGUCAGUUUUAUAUCAGAUGAUGUCCGCCAUCAAGUAAUGAGUUACUUUGUGAGGAAUUGUCUGAUAACUGAUGAGGACUACAAGAAUUAUAUCAAACUGUCAUCAGUGGACUCUUUGUUGGAGUACGUACGGCCGUGGUGGUAUAUGGUAUACAUAGAACUCAAGAAAUGUCUGUUCCUUCCGGAGACUUUGGAGGAUUCAUUCUUUCAAAGACUUGGAUUAGACGUCCUACGUCACCCCAUGAUAAACCGUUUUGAGGAAUGUGAUGAAGAGACAACAAAAACAUUCAGAGAAAAAGUGAAAGACAAAUUUAACGUACCGGAGGAAAUAUUUGACUGGGAAUAUGACGCACGAUGUAGAUACAUAGAAUGUGCUAAAAGGGGAACAAAGACAGUACACAGAGCUCGUGCGAUGAUUGUUGGAUGCGCAGGUGCUGGGAAAACCACCCUUCUCAAACGACUUGAAAAGCUAGGAUUAGAGGAAUUACUGAAGGUGCGCUCUACUGUUGGACUUGAGGUUCAUGAAGAUAUGUUUGAACUGGAUGAGGACUCUUCUUUAAGAGGUUUGUAUAAAAUAUUUUUAAAUGCUUUCUUUAUUCCGUGUGUAAAUGGAAUUAACAAUGCAAACAUCUCCUGA
Molecule: messenger RNA, 2277 nt
Organism: Saccostrea cuccullata (small rock oyster)
Lineage: Eukaryota; Metazoa; Mollusca; Bivalvia; Ostreida; Ostreidae
Exons: 7
Coding region: 1-2277 (758 amino acids)
Source: RefSeq, a predicted model, not a curated record